AUGUUACGCGGCCUUCGCGUUUGGAUCGACGAAGCCGAGGCUGCCGUGGAACUGACGCUUGGGUUGCUGGUGAUGCAGAAGCUCGGGUAUAGUGAGCAGACACUACUCGAGAACGCGCGUCGGCAGCAGGCGGUAUGGGACUUCGCCGAUCAGCCGGACACGACGCCUGGCAUAGCGAUGCAUCGGACACUCCGCAUGGAGGAGCUGUCCGAUGGUAUUGACGACGACGAAGGCAUGUGCUGCGCGACGCCAGAAUUGGGUAUGAUACCUAGUCUAGCUGACGCCGAGGCAGUUCGUACCGUCUUGAUGGCCAAGGUGGCCGAGGCAGCAGCUGACGGCAUGGAAGAACCUGCCGUUGAAGCCCUCCAAGACCUCCUGCUGAAGUUUCAAGGUGUUUUCCGCCUGAUCUUUGGGCGAGAUCCUCCAGUCCGAGUGGAGCCUUUGAAGGUGCACAUCAAACCGGGGUCCGUACCGGUGAAGUCAGGGCUCAGGCGUUACCCUCCGACCCACAUGGCGUUUCUCGAGAAGCAUAUCCGGGCGACCUGCGGAUGA
Aphanomyces astaci is the source of this 552-nucleotide messenger RNA. RefSeq lists its product as hypothetical. NCBI's taxonomy places the organism in Eukaryota, Oomycota, Saprolegniomycetes, Saprolegniales, Verrucalvaceae. The transcript has 2 exons. The record is from RefSeq and is a predicted model, not a curated record. The coding region runs from base 1 to 552 and encodes 183 amino acids.